CUCUCUCUGUAAAUCUCUCCAAUAAAUCCUUUCGAAAUUCCUAAAUAUUAAACCCCCUUUUUCCUCUGAAUCCAUAUAAUUAUUGCUGCAAUGGCGACUCUUACUCCUGGAAUUCUACUAAAGCUACUUCAAUCUAUGAACACCGGUACACGUGUCACCGGCGACCACCGUACGCCACUCCUUCAAGUUAUCGGAAUCGUACCGGCGCUUUCCACUUCCGAUUCACUCUGGCCUCACCACGGCUUCUACGUACAACUCUCCGAUUCCCUCAACUCCACUUAUGUCUCCCUCUCCGACCGCGACACCGAUCUCAUUCUCACUAACCGGCUUCAGCUCGGUCAAUUCGCUCAUGUUGACCGGUUUACCUUUGAUUCCCCUCCUGUUCCACGCGCUGUGAACCUCCGCCCUAUCGCUGGCCGCCAUGGCUUCAUCGGGUCGCCUGAACCUUUAAUUGCUAAAAUUUCAAAUGGAGGGUUUCUCAUCCAGCCCGUUUCGGAUUCGGAUCCUAUUUCUGUUUAUUUGUCAAAAAAUGGAAGAACAGAGCCGGGUUCGGGUCCAAAAGAUGGAAAGGAAAAAGUUAGGGUUAGAGAAGUACUUGCACCAAAAGAAAAUGUCGAAAUUAAGGACGAUUUGAAGAAAAAAUCUUCUGAAAAUGUUCAUCAACCGAGGAGAUUUUCGUCUCCAGCAUCGGUAAAGCAAAGGUCAGUAUCAGCAGGGAAGAAGAAUAUGGGAAGUGGAGAAAGGGAUCCAUCACCGGCCGUUAAAGUGAAGAGAUCAGCAUCACCAGUGCCAUCAAAAUGUGUUGUACCAAGUUUGGCGGCUGCGAAAGAAGAGAAUAGGAGCACAGCAAAAGAAGCAGCUAUUAUAGUGCCGUCAAGGUACAGGCAGCCAUCGCCUACAGCUACGAGAAGGCAAGGGAGUCCGUUGGUGGCGAGAAGGAUGUCGUUGUCGCCUGGACGACGGUUGUCUGGUGGUGUUAAGGUUUCACCUGCUGUUGAUUCGUCCGGGAAGAAGAAACUGGCUGCUAUUGCUGCUGGAAUUUCUAAAGUUUCUGAGGCGAUUGUGGGGUCCGGUAAAUCGAGUAGGAAGAAUUGGGAUGAAGGGACGGCUAGCAGUGGUGACUCUUUUGAACAAACAGAGAAGGUUUUCUCAAAGAAAAAACCGGAUAUUCAGGCAAUUCUGAGAACUCAGGCUGCUAUUUCAAGGCGUCUGAGUGAUGUAAGCAGUCAUGCUGAUGAAUUUGGAAAUGAAGGGAAAGUAAAAUCUGGUGUUGCUGAAAAUUCCCCUGACACUGAAAAGCCUAACAAUGUAGCUCCAGUCAUUCCAGUUCAUGAGAAGAAGUGGAUUGAUGGCAGUGUAUCGCUAAAUUCUGUGUCCUCUGAACUCGCAAAGCUUGGAAAGGAGGCUAUGCAAAGGAGAAUAAUUGCUUCAACAGCUGCAGCUGAAGCCUUGGAAGAGGCCCUUGCCACUGAGACUAUUGUGAGAAAUUUGAGUAUGUUUUCAGAUCUACGCUCAACAUCCAACCCCAAAAACCCUCUGCCAACUAUUGAUCGUUUCAUGUCGAUUUACGAAGAUGUAGUGAAAUCAACAAAUGUCGUUGACUCAAUCACCAGCAAUCGUGGGGUGCAAAAAUGUAAUGAGAAUAUGAUAAUGGAGCAACCAAAAUCAUCACUUCUUUGGGUGGAGGCUGCUCUAGCAACUGAUCUUGAAAUUGUGUCUCUUUUAACAAAUCAGAACAGUGGAACUCAAUCUGCAUCAUUGAAAAGCUCUCCAAUAUAUCAAUCAGCAAAAACAUCAAAUAAGAAUCCUUCGAUUGUUUCAGCAGUAACUGGAACUUGGACAAGAGGUAAUGGGAUGAAUGACACAGUAGAACUUGCAAAGAAGUUGCAAUCUGAGAUGCAAAUGUGGUUCAUCACUUUUGUUGAAGAGUCAUUAGAUGCAGGUUUUCGUGUGUUCAAGAAUUGCUCCAUGGCUUCUGAUGGAGGUUCAAACUGUGGUUCAAUUACAGCUAUUUUGUCACAACUCAAGCGAGUCAAUGCAUGGUUGGAUCGCGUAGUCUCAAAAAAGGAUGAGCAAUUGAUACAGAAGAUAGAGUGCUUGAAAAGAAAAAUUUAUGGAUUUGUCAUUCAGCAUGUAGGAACAACUGCUGAAAAUUCAACUCCUACAACAUCCUAAAAUUUAUGUUCUAUCUUUUAGUUUUUACUUUCUUUCUUCGGUGUAAAAAUAAUGACUACUAGUUCAUCAGUUUUAGAAGUGAAGAAUUUCUCCAUUCUUCAAUGUAUUGGAUUUGUUUUAGCAUCUCUGUUUAAUGUACCAACGUGCCCUUGGUAUUCUUUUGUUGAUAAUGGUUACAUUGUGUGAUCAAAUAUUCA
Messenger RNA from Nicotiana attenuata, 2372 nucleotides. RefSeq lists its product as uncharacterized. The coding region runs from base 91 to 2175 and encodes 694 amino acids. Lineage: Eukaryota; Viridiplantae; Streptophyta; Magnoliopsida; Solanales; Solanaceae. The record is from RefSeq and is a predicted model, not a curated record. The transcript is spliced from 5 exons.